This is a messenger RNA of Macadamia integrifolia, 1095 nucleotides long. Its product is annotated as protein SIEVE ELEMENT OCCLUSION B-like. The record is from RefSeq and is a predicted model, not a curated record. The transcript is spliced from 6 exons. The coding region runs from base 1 to 1095 and encodes 364 amino acids. Lineage: Eukaryota; Viridiplantae; Streptophyta; Magnoliopsida; Proteales; Proteaceae. Gene Ontology annotation, biological process: phloem development.
AUGGCAAGCACUCCCAUUUCAAACACCGUAGCCACUAGUAAUGAUGGAGCAGAUCCAGUGGGUGAGCAAAUUUCGAACAUCAUGUAUGAUGAAGUAGAUCUUGAGGGUGAGGGACACAAUCAACUCAUCACCUCAGAAGACAAUGUGACGAUGAAUCAGAUCUUGGCCACCCAUGCUAAACAAAAUUUCCACAAGGUUGACCUUACACCCCAUCUCCAACUCAUCGAGGAAAUUCUCCGGCACUCCACCACCCUCCAACGCACCAAUAUUCAUGACCUACAAGUUUCUUCACUCAUGGAAAGCUUGAAUGAAAAGUCCCAAAAGGUCGACUUCUUAGGCAUGCUUGAAGCACUGGCUUACACUCUACACAAGAUCUCUUGCGAGAUAUCUUGCAAGUGCUUUUCGAGUGGGGAUGGGAAUUGGAAUGGGCGCUCGAUAACAAUGGCACUUUUAAAGUCUCUAUCAAAUUUCUCCUGGGAUGCGAAGGUGGUGGUGGCAUUAGCCGCCUUCGCCAUCACCUAUGGGGAGUUCUGGCUAGUGGAGGAAUUCUACCGAACACACCCUUUGGCCAAGUCCAUAGCUCUACUAAAGCAAUUACCUAACAUAUUUGAACAAUCAGAGAAAUUGAGGCCCACGUUUGAAGUGCUAUGGAGACUUAUCAAAGCCAUGCUCGAUGUGACCAAGUGCAUCGUCCAAUUCCAUGAGCUGCCACCUAAGUACAUCUCCCCUGACCAACCACCCAUGUCAGUGGCCACCACCCUCAUCCCUACUGCUGUUUAUUGGACCAUCAGGAGUGUCGUCGCCUGUGCAUCCCAGAUCAUCAGCCUUAUUGGUUUGGAACACAAAUCUAUUCCAUUGACCACUAAAGCGGAAAAGUUGUCUAGCUUAGCACAAAAGGUCAACAACAUACAUGAAAAUCUGAUUAAGCAACUCAAUCUUUGCAAUCAGCAUAUUGAUGUGAAGAAACAGAUCGAAGCUUAUAACACACUAGUGCAACUAUUUGAGACGACCCAUGUUGACAACAUGAAGAUUCUCAAGGCAUUGAUUAAAUACUCCAAUGAUGAUUUGCAGCCGCUUCUUCAUUGUUGGCAUUGA